Octopus bimaculoides (California two-spot octopus) is the source of this 7895-nucleotide messenger RNA. RefSeq lists its product as uncharacterized. NCBI's taxonomy places the organism in Eukaryota, Metazoa, Mollusca, Cephalopoda, Octopoda, Octopodidae. Gene Ontology annotation, molecular function: protein binding; histone H4K20 methyltransferase activity. Gene Ontology annotation, cellular component: nucleus. The record is from RefSeq and is a predicted model, not a curated record.
AAAAAAAUAAGCUAAUUGUAAACUUUCAUUGAAAUUUUUUUGCCAUUCUCAAGGGACUCUGUUUUCAUUAUAUGUUCGUCGGAGCUCCACGACGACAGCCAUAUUGCAAUGGAACACUACACAGGUUGCUGUUCUAGCUGAGCUGGAAGAAACUAGUGAUAUUUACAAUGAAUUACCGAUGAUUGAGUAGCCUUGAACCUCAUCAAAAUGGUUGUUGAAGGAGGCAGUUCCCGUUAUAGUCCUUCCACGGGUAUGACGGCAAAAGAACUGUGUGAAAAUGAUGAUCUUGCAACUAGUUUGAUACUUGACCCAUAUCUUGGAUUUAUUACUCACAAGAUGAAUACCAAGCACAAGCCAUUAAGAGGCCGUCAAGAAGAACUAACUGCCCUAGUGGAAAAAUUUAUGAAAGAUCAAUGUUAUGAAGAUACUUAUGCAAAGUUUCUAUGUGAAGAUGUAGUUAGGAAUUUUCUUAUUGGCAAAUCUAAAGAAAACCGUAGAAUUUUCCGAGAGCAUGUAUAUAGAUAUCUGAGAAUGUUUGAUAAAGAUGCUGGAUUCAAGUUGAUACCUUGUUAUCGAUAUAAAUGUGAUGGACAGGUUGGUGGGAAAAUUUGUUCUACGAGAAAAUGGCGGAAACAAAAUCGAGUUCCCAUGCUAGUUGGUUGUAUUGCUGAAUUGACUAAACUUGAAGAAGAACAACUCUUGAAACCUGGUCUAAAUGAUUUUAGUGUUAUGUUUUCUUGUCGCAAGAACUGUGCUCAAUUAUGGUUGGGCCCUGCAUCUUUUAUUAACCAUGAUUGCAGACCUAAUUGUAAGUUUGUGUCUACUGGUCGGGAUACUGCCUGUGUUGAAGUACUCAGGGAUAUUGAAUCUAAUGAAGAAAUAACAUGUUACUAUGGAGAAGAUUUCUUUGGUGAUAAAAACUGCUUAUGUGAGUGUGUUACAUGUGAGAGGCGUAAAAAAGGUGCUUUUCAAGUAAAAGAUCCACCUGGAAGCCCUGAACUGGACCAAGGUUACAAAUUUCGGGAUACUAAUGAUCGGAUAAAUAGAAUGAAAAAUCAGGCACUUCAGUCAAAAAUGUCAAUUAGGGUGAAUGAGGCCUAUAUAUCUGGAAAUGAAAAUUGGGAUUUCCGUUCCACAAAUCUGAAAAAAAAUGGACACCUCUUGAAGUCUGCAGAGUUGAAGAAACGAGGUAUUACACGCUAUGAUGCUGAGAUUCUCCUUUCUCAGGGUAUCAACUUGCCUGAACCUAAAGUGGUGCUGGAGCGUCAGUUACCAGUCUCAAUCAAUGGCAGUCGGUCAGUUAAUUUGAGUGAAGCUAUGCACAGAGACCAAAGGAAUGCUAGAAGAAAACGAGCCAAACAAAGCCCAAAUAAAUCAGUCCACAAGAAUGGGUGUACUGAAGUUGGUACAGCUGCUGCAUCUUCAGAAGAAAUGAAAGCAACACCAUCUGAUGGUACUGCUCGCAUUCCUGAUAUUUCUAUUGCUGAUGAAGUACCAGCUGAGCUGUCUGUGAGUUCCUCACAACAGACAAAAGAAACCUUUUCUUCGACUGCGAUUGUUCCAUCUGCAUCUGAACUUAGCAAUGAACAAGCAAAGACUGAAGCUUUCAAGUCAGACAGCCAGUCAGCUGUUCUGCAUCUUAAUAAUAGCAGGAAGCCUUCUAAAUUAGAUGCAGCAGAUACUGUCAGUGAUAGUUGCAACAACGGCAGCCUAACAAAUGGGAAUUCUCAGUUCAAUCAAGACAAGUAUCAACUUGAUUGUGAAGGGGCCCAAAGGGAAAAUCCAGAAAUCGAAUUAGUUCCACCAUCACUUGCAUUACCAUCAGUAACACUGCAGCAGGAAACAAAACAGGGCCAAACACUCUCAGCAUUAGUUCUCAAUGGAGAAGACAAUACUAAAAUAGAAUUAAAGACAGCUUUAGAGUCAAAAAUUUCACCAUUAGUUCCUGCUAAAAAUAUAUGUCAAAAAGAUUUUUACCCAACCACCAAUGAAAAUUCUCAAAAACUAGAAACCCCCUCCAAAAUUUCAUGCCUGACUAAUGGAGAUACUGCUGAAAAGUUGGGAGGACAAUCUGAUUGUUUGCGACCCAAUCAGCUGACCAUCAACAGUAAGAAUGACUGCUGGAAGUCAUUGACUGACAGUGAGAUUGCAGCUUCAACACACUCCAUGGCCAACCUGCAGGUCAGUGAUGUGUCUAUGGAUAGUACAGCAAUCUACAAUCAAGACAAGAAACCUUUUAUAAACAAAAGCAAACAAUCUAUUUCUCUAAAAAAUAAUACUACUGUCAGGUCAAGUCCUCGACUGCGGCAAAAACCAUUUGAUCAAAAUUCCUCUGAUGGUCAUGAUGAUGAAACUAGUUCAAAGAUGAAUGGAGAGGUUUUGUCUGAUGUACUAGACUCUCCCUCAAAAAGAACAAAAUCCACAGAUACAGAAAACAUGCCUCUUGAAACGGACCCUAUUUUUUUCCCAAAGAGCAUCAAGAUGGAACUUUCAUCACCCAAAAAUAUAAAAUCAGAAGUAUUGUCUCCCCAAGGAGAUUCAGAACAAAAUGUCAUACCUUCUUUUCCUCCACUUCUUUCUAAGAUCAAAGUUGAAUGUUUUCCACCUAAAAUCUCACACACAGAUACUUUAUUUCCUAGUAGCCCCACUAAUACAGAGAGUAUCUCCGUUCCAAAAAUUAAAAGAGAAGAUAAUCCUUUCCUUUAUUACACUUCUGAAAACAUAGCCAAGUCUCCUCAAGCAGCUAAGUUGUCUUCCCAGUUUAGUGAAAAAACAUGUAAUUCUCUAAGCAACAAAAUCCUUCUGUCUACCCCUUGUCAUAAAGCCCCUAGUGCACCUAGCUCUCAAAAGCAUUCUCAGUCUGAUGAAGUUUUUAAGCAUUCAUUUCUGCAAUCUAAGAUUCAGUCUACUCCACCUCAUCUUAAUUAUAUUCAUGCAGCAGCUGAUGUUAGUGCUGGUUUGCAGAGGACUUCUAAGAUAGAAGCCUCUCAGUUUUCUGAGAAGCCUUCUGGCCUUGUGCCUUCCCCUCAAUCUGAUGUCCUACCAUCACCUGUGCAAACAACAAAAUUUGAUUUAAUAAAUCAGUCAGUACCUAAAGUAUGUGUAAAUUUAUUAGAUAAGUUCUCUGAAACCAGCCCAACGUCAUACACUCUUCUUAACACACCAGGAAGUUUGAAACUGCGCAUUCGUGACCCUAGUAUAAAAUCUAGCUUCCCUGAAAUAACUCGAAAAAUGUUCAACCAACAGUGUAAAAAAAGCAGUCCUAUAGCAGCUGCAGGGAGCAAACACCACAAAUUGACUAAUACAAAACGCAAGCAUUCACUGCCUCGUUGCCAUACGCGAUAUGAUAGCAGCCUGGAAACUGAAUCACAAUAUAAGAUUCCUAAAUUGACUAUCCGCAUGCGUCGAGACCCAAUCCUGGAGGAACACCUAUCUUCCAAUCAAUCAAACUGUGUCCUCUUUGAUCUAGAGGAUUCAUCAUCAUCCUCAUCAUCAUUAUCAUCAUCCUCGUCCUCAUCCACAUCAUCAUCUUCGUCAUCAUCAUCAUCAUCUUCCGCACCUCGGGAAGCACAUUGUGAUAGGUCCUCCUCUUCAUCUUCUUCACACAAACACAGACGCCAUCACAGAAACAGUAGCAGCAGCAGCAGCAGUAACAUUUCAAAACACACUGAACAUUCCUAUCUGGCAACUCAAAAACAAACCAAGUCAACCCUUGAUUACCACUACCAGUCGUGCCGGCCAAUCCAAACAACACCAAAAAAGUUACGGUUAAAAUUACGAGAUUGUGCAUUUGAGCUCCACAUCCCACCUGGUAGUAUAGCAGAAUAAACAAAUUGUUUCAUUAGAGCUACUGAAUUUUGGAAGAAAGAAAAAAAAAAAUUUAAUUUAAGGAUGUUACCAAUAAAAAUAUAAGCUCCAAACCCUGUUAACUAGGUAUGUGUCUCAGCUUCAUAAGCAAAGAAAGUAAUAUCGAGAAGAAAUAAUAUUGAAGCAAGUUGUCUCUGUAAAUUUGUGUUGCUGUGCUGGUCUUUUGGUUGUUCUGUAUUGUGUAUUCUAGUUAUCUGCUGGCCUUAAUUGUUUGGUUUUAAUGCCAAUCAGUUAUGGCUUUGUGUAAGAUCAAUGUAGCACUUUACUUUAAACCAACUGUUAGCCAUUCUUUCUGACACUGUAACCUUUAUUUGCUGAGCUACUUGGAAUAUUAAAGGAGACAUCAUCAAAUUUUAAUUUCCUCUUGCCUACAUGAGGGUUUCUCUCUAUCUCUUUUUUUUUUCUUUCUUUCUCAAUAGCAUAAAAUAUAUGAAAUGUCAGUAGCUAUUAUUUCAUAGGAAGUAAAAUUAAGCUGUUCUUUUAUUACCGUGUUUCUACAAUUUGACUCAUUAGUAAUGUGCUUUAUUUUGCUGCUUCAGCUCAGGAGAGUCGAUAAAAUUAAUUUCAGAGUCAAGAGAUUUCUAACAAAAAUUGUUACUGAACUCAGUAUUUGCUGUGAAGAUAUUUAGAGUCUCUUGCUAUAACCUGAUUUUAUCGUUGCUGAAUGAUAUGGCUGUUUAGUUUUAUGCUAACUUGUAUUUAAAAACCCCUCCACUGAAUAUCUUCCAUUUAAAAAAAAAAUUUUCCCCCACUCAGUGGGAAAACAAAGGGUAGAAAACUCACAUCAAAAUCCAUUUUUCUUUUUCUGGGUUUAUUCUAGUUACAAAUGGGAGCAAGUUAAUAUUUACUGUAUAUAUAUGUAUAUAUAUAUAUAUAUAUAUAUAUAUAUAUAUGUAUAUAGUGGAAUUAUUGACCUCAAUUUAUAGAAUUUAUUCCUAAUUUAAAUGUCACUUUUUAAAUUGAAUUGUUUUUUAUUUUAUUUUAUCAAUGUCUUAUUACAUCUUGGUUAAAACAAAUAUUUUUUCCAUGUUUCUCAUUCAGUUUUUAAACAGUGCUGAUCAUCUGGAAAGAAUGAAACAGUAAUUUGUAUAAAGAUGCAUUUCACUAUGAAAUUUGUUUAUUAAUAUUUCAUUGAUUAAUAUAGUUAACAAUUAAGGUUUAGAUUUUUUUAUAUACUUAAACUAAGUUUAUUUUGUGAUUCUAGGUAUGGCUCUUUUUUUUUUUUUUUUAAGUUGAUGAAAUUUUUUUUUAUAAAUGUAAUAGAACUCCUGCUAUUAGAAUGUUUUUUUUUUUUUUUCUUCUUUCAAAAUCUUUUUACAUUAACUGUUUGGUAAUAUUACUAAAAUUAGCAACAUUUAGUCUCUGUUAGUUUCUUUAAAAGAUUAUCAACUUUAUUUCACAUUGUAGUAAAGUGAUUGCAGAUCAUUCAGCUGUUGAAUAAUUUUCCUCCUCCUCCUCCUCUUAGAUCAUUUUCAGAGGAAUGCCUUAAGACAAAGUGGAAUUUGGGAGUUGACCAAGGAUAACCUUAACUAAUCUUGGCAAUUUGUUCUUGUUAGUAUCUCUAUUUUAGAUUUGAACAAAUUUAUGAUGUAAUGCAUUUAGUCUUACUUUUUUUUUUUUUUUUCCCUGCUGUGUAAACAUUUCAACUUUUAACCCAGUUCCUAUUUCAUAUCAGUACCAUAGGUUUCCCUUAAACUCAUUGCAGCCCCUAACUUAUAUUAUUUUCCCAUCUUGAUCUUAAGAUAAUUUUAUAGUUUGUAAAGCAUCUUAAAUUGGUUAAUUUAGUCACUUGUUCUCACACAUAUCUGUAUGCCCGUGUAAUUGCCUACUUUAGAGUCUUAAAUUUGAUUCUAUCAUAGUUUUACUUUUUCAUUUCUGUUAUCUAAUUUCUGAAGCUUUAAAGAACAUGAAUAGUCUAUUUUUGUAUGUCAUUACUUGAAAGAACAAAAUGUCUUUGACAAAGCUGAAAGUGACCACUUGUUCAGUAAGUUUCAGGUAAUUUUUGGAUUUUUAAAUAGUCUAUGAUAACUCAAAGAGAUGAUUGGUUUGACCAUAUAGUCUUAUGCAGUGUAUUUCAUAUUGAAAAUUCCUUGUCCCUUAUUGGGAAAAAUGGAUCAUUAAACCUUCCAAGUCUGGAAAUCUUCCAGUUUAGCUUUGAUGCAGCCAGUAAAUUUACCGUAUUAUGAAUGCUAACUUGAUGGUUGCACUGUUAUUAUUGGGAAAUCCUCUCAUUAAUUUAUUUUCCUAAACAAUAUUUUAAAUUGUCAUUGUUUUGAAUGCUUGGAACAAAUAUUUUGCUGAUAUUUGUUGAUAAUACUGUUUCCUUUUUCUCUCUCUCUUACCUAUCAAAUUUUAACUUCCUAAAGUAUUCUUAUACACUGACACAAAACAGAAAGUUGUCAAUCAAGGUUUUGGUAUUGUGGUCAAUUUCAAAUGCUUUAUUUAGUAACCACAAAGCUUGCUGCAUAACCAUGGCAUGUAUUUGUUGCUGUUUCAAAUUUCUUAAAUAUUUGUCUCAUCUUAUUGUCUAGGCUGUAAGCUAGCUAAGUUUGUAUAUUAAUCUAAUAACAACAUAUGUGGAAAAUGGUAUGGAAACUCGUUUUUGUGUAUCUGUCUUAGUAAUGUCUCAAUGAACACUACUUUAGAUAGAAAUUCUAAAGAUAUUUGAAUUGAUUGCUUACAUAUAUAAUGCUGUGAAUAAAGGGAUUUCUUAGGAAAUUCCAAGGCAUGGUAAAGCCAGUCUCCUUAUCUUAACUUCAGUAUGCAGGACAUUAGCUGAUGGUGACCUUAUUUGGGUUUCUGAAGAUCUUGGAGAACUUUCUUUGAUAAAUUUACAAAACUUGUUUUUAAUCAAUUUUUCUGUUAGAUUAGAUCUUUGUAGUGAGUACUUUAUAAUACAAACUUUUCUUUCUUGUCUUAAUUUUGUUGUCUUAGUUGAAUUAAUAUUUAACUUAUGGUUCCCUUCUUACUUGCAUCCAUCUGCAUUUUCUUUUUACAAAUUUCGUUUGUUUUUUUUUUUUAAUUUAUUUUUUUAGUUUCUGAUGUCAAGUUAAUAUUUAUUUAACAUACAGAGCUGUGUCCAUCAUUUUAUAAAUUGGAGUAGAAUGAAAUAUAUUGUUGUAUUUAAACCAGUAGGUCAGUGAAAGACCCACGCUUUCAAUAACUGCUAGUUUGAAAUGAGACAAGUUUUUUUCUUGACAUAUUUAUUGGAACUACUGUAGUGGAGUUGUUUGUCUCGAUCUUCAAUUUAGUUGUUUGAAAGAUUUUAUAAUGUCAUGUUUCUUGGGUUUUGCUUCUACAUUUCUUAUUUCAUGUUUAUUGGAUGUAGCAUAUUGUUAUAUCUCCAACAACAAUCCCUACUAAAAUAUUUAACAGAUUUUUCAAUGAAAUUUAUUGAUCCGUCUACUUGGUGUCUUCAUAACUCGGUGACUGUUUAAAUUUAAUUUCAGUGGAUACACACCUUAUUUAUUUAACAUAAUUAAACUUUUACUCUAUAAAUUCCAAAAUAAAAGAAACUUUUCCCCACCAUUUUUAAGGAUGUAAUUUGUUUCUGUUAGGAUUCAAAAUAUAUAUAUAUAUAUUGGUUGGCGUUAGGAAGGGCAUCCAGCUGUAGAAACUCUGCCAAAUCAGACUGGAGCCUGGUGUUGCCAUCCGGUUUCACCAGUCCUCAGUCAAAUCGUCCAACCCAUGCUAGCAUGGAAAGCGGACGUUAAACGAUGAUGAUGAUGAUGAUGAUAUUAUACAUCAAGCUCUGAACUACUUAGCUGGUGCUAAAUCUAACAAGAUUUCUUCAUUGUACCAAUUAAACAUAAGUUAGAAAAAUGUUCUUUCUUUGCUAGGCUCUCCGGCUAUAACCAGUGUUAAGACAGCAUGUACUGACAUUUCAUUUAUUCUAUUUACAUGGGGGUCUCAUUUUUGUUCUUUUUUCUACCCCCUUCCAUCUGUUUACAAGGUGACUAAAGCUGUACAUGGAAUUGUAUAUAAUAUUUGCAAUAAAGUAAGAAAAAAAAAAGGAUUUUCUAUAACAA